Molecule: messenger RNA, 818 nt
Organism: Haemorhous mexicanus (house finch)
Lineage: Eukaryota; Metazoa; Chordata; Aves; Passeriformes; Fringillidae
Gene: VOPP1
Product: VOPP1 WW domain binding protein
Exons: 5
Coding region: 143-649 (168 amino acids)
Cellular component (GO): cytoplasmic vesicle membrane
Source: RefSeq, a predicted model, not a curated record
GCUGCUGUGAGCCUGCCGUGCGCGCUGCCGCCCGGAGCUCCCCGCCGUCGGGGAUGGCGCGGCUGGCAGCGCCCGUGCGCGCCUGAGGCGGAGGGGCGAGCCCGCCGCCGCCGCGUGAGGAGGAGGAACAGGAGGAGGAGAGAUGAAGCGCUUCCACCCUGGGGUCGCGCUGCUGCUCUCGCUGCUGUGGGAGUGUACAGAGGCCAAAAAGCAUUGCUGGUACUUUGAAGGAUUAUAUCCUACAUAUUAUAUAUGUCGCUCCUAUGAGGAUUGCUGUGGCUCAAGAUGCUGUGUAAGAGCUCUCUCUAUCCAGCGACUAUGGUAUUUUUGGUUCCUAUUGAUGAUGGGAGUUUUGUUCUGUUGUGGAGCUGGUUUCUUUAUCCGAAGGCGGAUGUACCCUCCUCCAUUAGUAGAAGAACCUACUUUUAAUGUGUCUUACACCAGACAACCAGUCAACACUGCAUCAGGGUCACAACAACCUGGAGUGCCGUAUUACACAGAUCCAGGUGGACCUGUGAUGAAUCCCAUGGCUAUGGCUUUCCACGUCCAGCCCAAUUCCCCACAAGGAAACCCGGUUUACCCACCCCCACCUUCCUAUUGCAACACACCACCUCCCCCAUAUGAGCAGGUGGUGAAAUCCUCCACAUGAGGACUCUGGCUCUCUGACCUGACUGUGUGAGAAGAAGGUGCAAUUGCAAAAUGACCAAGAUGGAGGGCACCUGCCCUUUUGAACACUUGCUAAUUCUCCAAGUCCUCUCUCCUUCCCUUCCCUGCACCUUUCCUCAUUAAAGUUACUUGCAAAAGGGUGAUUUUUAAAA